AUGGCGCGGCUGGGCCAAUUGACCUUCGCCAUCUCUUCAACGGGUCGCCGAUCUCUCCUGGCAAGAUCUCUUACACGACAUAGCGCACGACAUAGCGCCACCUCGAGAGCGUCCACGAGAACCAAACCCUCCCUGUUACCCAUCCAACAGACCCGAACUAGCUUCUUCGCUUCAGGCGACAACAAGCCCAAGUCAAAGACCCGGGUCCCUAGAUCCCUCUCGGCGGUACUCCUCGGCUCCCUGCUUUUUUUCUCGCUCAACCCGACGGCUGAUGUUCUUCAGACUUUCGACUCAUCCGACAAGACUGCGAAGACAGACCGACCGAGCAAUACAGACCGACCGAGCAAUACAGAGCCCCCCCCUCGGGAGCUCGAGUCUCACAAGAUCGAUGACCAUGGUACCUGGUCCAAACUCGUCGAUGGCUUUGAGGGCAUCUCGGCCGUGACCACGGCUGAGGCAGGAAAAUUGUCCAACAAGCUGGUCGAUCUGGUCCUACCCGAGUGGUCCAAACUCAUUCCUGGUUAUAUCAGAAAGCUCCAGCGUGAGCUCAACAUGGCCCCAGGUUCUCUCGCCGCUGAGAUCUGGGAGGAGGCACGCGAUCCCGCCGUCAAUCCCGAAGUCCAGUACUCUGCCAAGGUCCGCGUUUCGGAAGACCUCUGCGACGAAGAGAAAGCCUUCCUGGCACGCAGGAAAAAGAUCACAGCCGUUGCCUUGGCCCACUACCUUGACAUCAAAGAAGAAGAUAUCAAUCCGGAAGACGUUCCCAAUAUCGCCAUAUGUGGCUCUGGUGGUGGUCUCAGGGCGCUCGUCGCUGGAACCGGAUCAUACAUGGCGGCCUCCGAGGACGGACUCUUUGACAUUGUCACGUAUACAUCUGGCGUCAGUGGUUCCUGUUGGCUUCAGUCUCUGUAUUUUUCCUCGCUUUCGGGUGGUGACUUUCAGCGGACUAUAAACCACCUAAAAGAACGUCUCGGCGUCCAUAUUGCCUACCCACCCACUGCCUUCUCAUCUAUCCUGUCUGCCCCUACGAACAAGCUACUACUGACUGCCAUGGUGGAAAAGCUGAAGGGCGAUCCAGAAGCCGACUUUGGGCUUGUGGACGCUUACGGGAUGCUGCUAGCAGCUCGGCUGUUCAUUCCCAAGGGUGAACUUGGCGUUAACGCAAAAGACUUUAAGCUUUCCAACCAGCAAGAGUACAUUCGCUACGGACAAAAUCCCAUGCCCAUCUAUACAGCCGUGCGCCACGAGAUUCCGGAACUUGACGAUGCCGGCGGCAACGAACAGUCUCAUGCUUCGGAGGAGGCGAAGGCUCAGGCAAAGAAAGAAGCAUGGUUCCAAUGGUUUGAGAUGACCCCGUUUGAGCUUUUCUGCGAAGAGUUUGCGGCUGGUAUUCCUACGUGGGCUAUGGGCAGGAGAUUCCAAAAUGGCGUCAACCUGCCUACGACAGAGGGCUUCUAUCUUCCCGAAAUUCGGUUGCCCGUACUCUUGGGGAUAUGGGGCAGUGCUUUCUGCGCAACAUUGAGCCAUUACUACCGGGAAAUUCGUCCUUUGGUCCAGAGUCUUGGUGGUUUCCAGGCUGUAGACAACUUGAUCUGGGGUCACAAUGAUGAUCUCAGCAAGGUUCAUCCAAUCGACCCGGCAACUAUCCCUAACUUCAUCCACGGGAUGAACGGCAAACUUCCCAGAACCGUUCCUCGUCUCGCUUACGACUCCGAUUAUAUCCAACUCAUGGACUCCGGCAUGUCCAAUAACCUCCCCAUCUAUCCCCUACUGCGACCUGGUCGCAACGUUGAUAUCAUUGUCGCAUUCGAUGCUUCAGCCGAUAUUAAGACGGACAACUGGCUCUCCGUUGUCGAGGGUUAUGCCAAGCAACGGGGUAUCAAGGGGUGGCCAAUAGGUGCCGGUUGGCCCAAGCCAUCUGCAUCGCCCUCUACUACGGCCAAGGAGUUAAAGGAAGCCGAAGAAUCCACAGAGGCCGAAGCCGAUAGCAAGAUUGCCGAAGCCAAAGCCAAACAAGCCCGCCAGCAUGCUGAUGACCCCAACGUCAAGCCUGGAGGAGGCACCGACACGAGCCUGAUGAGCCAGCAGGAGAAAUACGACCACACCGCCAACGAACUCGGCUACUGCACCGUCUGGGUCGGCACGACCCAGGAGCGACGUACCAACGACCCUCCACCGCCUCCGCUGGACGAUAGCUCGUCGUGGAAGCUCAUGGAGCCGGACGCCGGCAUUGCGGUUGUGUACAUGCCGUUCCUCGCCAACGAGAAGGUUCCCGGUUCCGUUGACCCGGCCUCUAGCGAUUACAUGAGCACCUGGAACUUUGUGUACACGCCGGAGCAGGUCGACCAAGUUGUGGCGCUCGCGAGGGCGAACUAUGAUGAGGGCAAGGAGAAGAUUCGGGCGACGGUGAGGGCUGUGUAUGAGCGCAAGAAGAGGAGGAGAGAGGAGAUGGAGAAGAGGAUGCAAGAGGAGAGGGAGAAGAGAAGGGCUAAAUUGGGGAUUCAGCGUGCGCUGGCAGAGGGGGAUCACUUCAGUUGA
Sordaria macrospora k-hell is the source of this 2538-nucleotide messenger RNA. RefSeq lists its product as uncharacterized. Lineage: Eukaryota; Fungi; Ascomycota; Sordariomycetes; Sordariales; Sordariaceae. Gene Ontology annotation, molecular function: A2-type glycerophospholipase activity. The record is from RefSeq and is a predicted model, not a curated record. Gene Ontology annotation, cellular component: cytosol. Gene Ontology annotation, biological process: glycerophospholipid catabolic process.